AUGGCUACCCCCAUUGUCCUUACCUUUGAUGCUGAGGGUCGUGCUGUUGACUUCGAGAUCUGGGUCGAUGACCUACAGCUCUUCCUACAGUGCGAUAGGGCAGACGGACUCUCCCUGUUCGAUCUCACCUCUGGUGCCUCUCCUGCCCCGCCUACUGAUGUUGACAGCACUGUUCGCUCACAGUGGGCCACACGCAAUGCUGCUGCCCGUCUUGCUGUGCGUCGCCACUUACCGACUGCUGAGCGUGCGCACUUUAGUCAGUACAAGAGUGCUAAGACCUUAUACGACGCUGUAGUUGCACGCUACUCUUCCCCUGCCACUGCUGCUCUUAGCCGCCUCAUGCUGCCGUACCUGUUUCCUGACCUCGCCGCCUUUCCCACUGUCGCUGACCUCGUUACGCACCUUUGCACUAUCACCCGGCUCCCUGACUCCCUUCGCUCAGUCAGGGACCAAUUCCUCUAUGUUUGCCCCACCACACUCACCGUUGACCUCCUUGAGGAGCGCCUCCUGGCAGCUGAGAAGAGUAUAGUCGCUGUAGGAGCCUCUCGAGGUAACCCUCGUGCCCCUGUCUUUGAGGGGUGCUCCCCCUCCCCCCGUUUGCCCUCUGUUGCCUCUACUGCUGCCGAGUCGGUCGGCGCUGCGUCUGCCCCUAGCGGGAGACGCCGCAGCGGCAAGGGCAAGGGGGGCAAGGGCAGUGGAGGGGCUGGCGGGGGCGGUGGAGGUGGCGGUGGAGGAGGCGGAGGGAGUGGGGGUGGUGGUGGGAGUGGUGGCCCUGACGCCUCUGAGAUCCCUCGCUGGGGAGAGCUGCAGAGGUCGGGGGUUGCUAUCUUUGAUCUUGAUUAUGAUGCUAUUCUUGCUGCCAUAUAUAUUGUGUCUACUAGUGAUGAGGGUGACUGUUACCUGUGUGUUCCGCCUGACCUGGGCAUUGAGGCUGCUGCUCUAGGUGCUGGUGAGGCUGCUGCUCUAGGUGCUAGUGCGUCUGCUGCCCCAGGUGCUGGUGAGUCUGCUCUCUCAGGUACCACGUCGGCACAGGCAUUACACACCUUCACCCUUGACUCGGGUGCUUCCCGCUCCUUCUUUCAAGACCGCACCACGCUUACGCCGCUUAGUUGGCCGGUUGCGGUCUCCCUGGCGGACCCCUCUGGGGGUCCUGUCCUUGCUCACUUCAACACUGUGCUACUGUGUCCGGCAGCCCCCUCUGGCACCCUGUCAGGUCUCUACCUCCCCUCGUUCUCUACGAACUUGGUGAGUGGUGCUGAUCUACAGGAUGGGGGGGUUGACCAGUUCACUCCUGCGAGUCAGCGGGUGACCCACUGUACGUGUGCUCGGACGGGCCGACACUUGGCCACGUUUACCCGUCGGCCACGGUCGAGCCUGUACACACUGAUUACUGAGUCUCCUCCGGUUGCUGAGUCUGGUCAGGUAGCUGCAUCGAGUCAGGUGUUUGCUGCAGCGUCCAGGUCUGGUUCUGAGUCUGCUCCUUGCUCGUGUCGUUGUGAACGAGGGAAUGAAUGA
Messenger RNA from Closterium sp. NIES-65, 1515 nucleotides. The record is from the annotation of a GenBank genome assembly. Lineage: Eukaryota; Viridiplantae; Streptophyta; Zygnematophyceae; Desmidiales; Closteriaceae.